ACCCGUGGCCCCGAGGAAGCGAGGCGAGGCGACACGGACCUGUCCCUGACACCGGAGGACAAGGGACAAGGAAGGGCCGGGUCCGCCGCCGUUGCUAGGCGCUUUUCGGUGACGCAGCCGUCGCGCGAUGACGCGCUGACCGGCCGCGGCCUCCACGUCCCAGGUUCCGCAAAGCCUGUGGGAGCGACCGGGGAGAAGGAGGGCCAAGAUGGCGGAAGCGGCGGAGUCUCCAGGAGACCCGGGGACAGCAUCGCCCAGGCCCCUGUUUGCAGGCCUUUCAGAUAUAUCCAUCUCCCAAGACAUCCCUGUGGAAGGAGAAAUCACCAUUCCUAUGAGAUCUCGCAUUCGGGAAUUUGACAGCUCCACAUUAAAUGAAUCUGUUCAGAAUACCAUUAUGCGUGAUCUAAAAGCUGUUGGAAAAAAAUUCAUGCAUGUUUUAUAUCCAAGGAAAAGUAAUACUCUUUUGAGAGAUUGGGAUUUAUGGGGCCCUUUGAUCCUUUGUGUGACACUUGCAUUAAUGCUUCAAAGAGGCUCUGUAGAUAGCGAAAAAGAUGGAGGGCCCCAGUUUGCGGAAGUGUUUGUCAUUGUCUGGUUUGGUGCAGUUACCAUCACCCUCAACUCAAAACUUCUUGGAGGAAAUAUAUCUUUUUUUCAGAGUCUCUGUGUGCUGGGUUACUGUAUACUUCCCCUGACAGUGGCAAUGCUGGUUUGCCGGCUGGUACUUUUGGCCGAGCCAGGACCAAUAAACUUCAUGGUCCGGUUUUUUGUGGUGAUUGUGAUGUUUGCCUGGUCUAUCAUAGCCUCUACAGCUUUUCUUGCUGACAGCCAGCCUCCAAACCGCAAAGCCCUUGCCGUUUAUCCUGUUUUCUUGUUCUAUUUUGUCAUCAGUUGGAUGAUUCUCACCUUCACUCCUUAGUAAAUCAGGAAGUGGAAAUUAAAAACCAGUGAACUGAAAGCUCAUCUGAAAGAUGCAAUUCACCAUGGAGCUUUGCCUCUGCCCCUCUUUUGUCUAAUUUUGGAGGUAUUUGGUAACUGGGUACAUGAGGACAUUAAAAGGGAGCCAUAAAGCACCAUCACCACUUAUGUAAGGAACUGAUGUUUGAAAGGCUGUUCUCUUCUUCUUAAUAUUUCCUCAAAAUACAUGUGCGUAGUACACACAGUGUAAUGCCUCCUUAAGGCAUGAUGGGUCACCAUGGUCCAUUUAGGUGACAACCAAUGACUUGAAAGCACAUGGAUACUUUCUGCAAGUUGAAUAGAGUUGGUAACUAUAUUUUCAGUUUUGAGAAUACCAGUUUAGGUGCAGUUCUUAAACACAUUGCCUUAUGACUAUUAGAAUAUGCCUCUCAUAAAGAAGAAUGGAUAGUCUAUAUCCGUUUUCUUUUAUUUUUCUCUUCAGCUUAAAAAGGCAAUGACAGAGGUUGGGAGGGAGAUUCAUAGAUGUGGGAGGAGAAAACACAUAUUAACCAACAGUCAGAUUUUGAUCAGAGAAAAUUCUGCACUUAUUGCUUUAAAAAAAAAAAAGCAAAGGACAUCUAAAGAAUCAGCUUCUUUAGUCUUUCUUGUGGUCACCUUUCUGCCAUGCUUAACAGCAACUCAGUGACACUUUAGUUUUUAAUCUUACUCCCUAGCUCUGAAUCUGCAAGCUAAGAUGUUAGCAGUCAACAUGUAGCUUUCCUUUGACUGAAGCUCUCAGUGGACCAAUGCUUGAACUUAUCCAAGUAGACGACCUCAGAAAUUUAGAUUGAUAGGUCCCUAAUGCAUAUUAUCACUCGGACACCUUCUCUUAGCAUAGAAUGAGGCAGUUUAGAUACAGUAUAGCUAUAAGGAAUUCUUCGUUAUUCCGUGUACUCUGGCUUUUAAUUAGAAAGUAAAGCUAAAUCGGAAGCAUGCGUUUAGCUUCUGUGUGAACAUGGAGGGAUUUUGUGUUCUGAUGGCUGAUUCACAGAACGACUAGACGCUUAAGAGCAUGACGUAACAUGAGCUGGGUUUACAGCUGCUGCCUUUUCAUAGCGGGCUUACCAGUUUUUUCAUUAGAUGUGUUUUUUGGGUUGGGGAAUAGCAAUUUAUUUUCUUGGUUUUAGACUUUAUUCGUAAAGCUAAUUCACUCUCCUUUAAACAAGUACUUUUUUUGUACAUGUGCACCUAGCUGUAUUCUCAGCUAUUUAUGCACACAAGUGUGAAGGCUUUUCAGGGAGCUGAGUGUCUGAAACAGGCUGAUUCUGAGCUAGACAGGGCUCCUUUAAGCUAAUAUGAGUUGCUGCCUUCUAUAAAUUGCACAUUGGAAGAACUCUUAAUAGACAAAGAUUAGGAGUCAGGCAGAAAACAUUCAUUGUAAAUAUAUAGUUACUUAAAAAGAUAGGAAUUUCUUAUUAUACAUUUUUUCUUUAUCAUAAAAUCUAAAUAUUUAUUCAUUUUGUAUUUAAAGACUACCUACACAUAGAUAUAUAAUUUUAAAAACAUAUUUUCUCCAUCCCCAGGUUAACCAAGUGAACAAUACUGGGACAAAUGAGUUAGUGGAAUGAUACUCAAUUAGAAAGCAUUACAAAGUUGGUCCCUUCUGUCCCAACCUCAUCCAAAGUUUUUGGUUAUAUAUUGUAUUUGUUUCAAUUUCCCUUUAAAAUUUUAAAAUAAACCCUAUGAGGACAAAGCCAAUGUUUUAGUCUUGAAUUGGUAAAGAAAAUAUUUUGAAACUGGUCCUAGAUUAUCAUCCAUUUCUAUUGUCUGAAAUUUUCUAACUUCCCACUAGAAACAUCUCUCUGCUAAAAUUGUUUCAUAAUCUGUCCCAAUGAUUAUAAUUUAAAAUUAAAGAAAUAAUUAUGCUUCUCAAAAGGGAAUUGAGUCCUUACCAAAUUUUACUCAGGCUAAGUAUUUGGUCAGAAAUUCCUAAGGCCACAACUUUGGGUGGGGGGGCGUGUGUUUGUGUGUGUCUGUAUGGGAAGGGGUUAUACAUACUGGUUGUUAAGGCAGCUUGUUCUAUAUAUUAAUCUGUUGCUCUUGGGUGACUUAGAAAAUGGUUUUAUUUGAUUUAAAUGAGGGGGUAAAAUGGAGAUUUAAUUAUCUUUAUGAAAAUGAGUGAUCAGUUUGAGGGUAUAAAUAAAUAUGUUCUUAAUAUAUGCAAAAAAGUGCAUUGCUUUCUGUGACAGAAGACAUGAGUAUCUGAAAGUUGUAACGCUCAACACAGUUUUCCCUGAUUUGCUACAAAGGCACGUGGCGAAUUAUAGAAAGGAAGGCUAGAAGGAAAGGGGACUCCAACAAAGGAAACCCUGUUCCAGGAAUUGGGAAGUUUCAUGCUUCAGAUGAAAUUCGAGCGUGUGAGCAUCAUUGCCAAAUGUGAUACAUCACUGCCAUCGUGGCUUAUCACUUGCUGCUCCUACUUCUGAGGUUGAGACUCUGUUGUCAUAUUCUUUAACAAUAGGAAAGGUGAAGACUGGAGUUAAUUGCUGUUGAGAUUAUAAAAACUCAGUUGAUGCGAACGUCUUUGAAUGUGCAGUGUAGUCUUAAAAGUUAAUCAUUAAUCAUCAAGUCGUUUGCCUCUUAAGAGGCUUAUUACAUAAGUUGAAUUAGAUCUUUUCAUUGUUGGUGGGGUCGCAGGGCAUCAGACUGGUAAGCAUCUUACUGUCAACUAUAUUUGUCUUUUUAUAAAGUGUCCUCCAAAAUGUGAUUAGAAGGCUAGCAAGCCUGUAUUUGAAGAUUUAAUUGUGUGCUUUAUAUAAUCUAACUACUUCCUGUAUUUGGACUUCCUGUUUAUUCCUGGAGAUAAAAAUGAAAAUCUCUUGUCAUUUCAAAUUCUUGUGUAACAUCAAGUCAUUGGAAUUUAUCUAAAGCCUAUCAUGAUAUGAUCAGAUGUCCAGUGCAUGCAACUGUUUUAUUCCAGAGUAAAAUACUGAAAUUGUGAUUCUUAACUAGACUUAAUUUCCGAGACAAUUUGGAUAGAAAUAAAUGUGUGAAUGUUCAUCCAUGUAUGUAAAUUAUAAAUACUUUUCUAGAUUCUGUGGGCUUUUAUUAAAAAUAAAGAAUUUCUAGGGAUUUGCUUAGGCCAUAGGAUGGCCAAAUAAUAAUAAUGACAAUAAUAUUACUACUAAUAAUAGCCAACAUUUAUUGGGCACUUACUGUGUACCAGGCACUAUUCUAUUUUUUUAGGAAUUUUUUUUUAUAACAACUUUAUUGAGAUACACUUUACCAUAAAAUUCACCCUUUUAAAGUGAUAUAUGAUUCAGUGAUUUUUUUUUCAGUAUAUUCACAUAAUUGUGCAACUGUCACCACUAUCUCAUUUUAGGACAUUUUCGUCACUCCACAAGGAGACUCUGUAUCCAUUAGCAAUCACUUUCUUUUUCCUCCUUCUCUCCAGCCCCUGGCAACCACCAGUCUUCUUUCUAUCUCUGUUGAUUUGGCCAGGCACUAUUCUUAAAUGCUUUCCAUGUAUCUCUAAUCUUCAACAUAAAGUGCUAUAGUUCUUAUUUUACAAGUAGAAAAUUGAGGCAUAGAAAGGUUAAGUAAAUUGCCCGAGGUCACACAGUAAAUUGAUUUAAAAUAGGAAAACAGUUAGAUGAGAGCAUUGUAGGACACAGUUUUGAAGUUUUGAAUUGCAUUGUUAGAGACGUGAAAUGAAUACACCCUCUCCUCAGGGCAUGUUCCCUGUUAUUAGCCAUUACAUCCUACAACUGACUGGGAGCAGAUAGCUCUCGUUCUUUUCUUCUGAGUAAUAGAACACUAUUAGCAGCAUCCGAGAAAAACACAGGAGCAGUUGUACAUUGGAAAGAGUUAGGUUUGCUGCUCUCAUCCCUCCUUGAGCCUCUUUUCUCUUCCCUCCCCUCUCCCCACCACUACACAUGUACCCCUCCUGCUUUUUCCCAAAGUCUUAAGAAUCAAACAACUUCUGCCUCUUUCAUUUUAAUUCUCCCAGAGGGAUGGUUGAUGCAUCAAAAUUUAACUUGUCCGUUUAGGUGUUUAUAGUCAAAGGAUGCAUCUGGUUUCUUAUAGUACCAGCUAUAUUCCUAAGACCUCAGAGAGCAGUAGUGUGAGAAAAGAAUGCCUUUUUAUUUGGGUUAAACUAAGUGAGAGGAGGAAAAAAACAGAGUAAAGGCUUUGCCUUAAUGAAGUCAGUGGUCCACCUUGUUAGGAAGUGGCCACAUGCUGCUCUUGUUCACUCUCUUUUCUCUUUCAGAGCCUUUGUACUCUGUGCCAUUCUUGGUCCUCUUUGAUACUCCAUUUUAAUUCUGAUCUUUCCUAUAAAUAAUGAACCUGUGAAAAUAAUAAAUUUGUAAAAUGGUUUGUGAAUGUUAAAUGUGCAAAUAAAAAGCACUGGAAAAGGAGAA
Molecule: messenger RNA, 5315 nt
Organism: Equus quagga
Lineage: Eukaryota; Metazoa; Chordata; Mammalia; Perissodactyla; Equidae
Gene: YIPF6
Product: Yip1 domain family member 6
Exons: 7
Coding region: 209-916 (235 amino acids)
Biological process (GO): endoplasmic reticulum to Golgi vesicle-mediated transport
Cellular component (GO): trans-Golgi network; membrane
Source: RefSeq, a predicted model, not a curated record